Messenger RNA from Erigeron canadensis, 1444 nucleotides. Its product is annotated as 3-oxo-Delta(4,5)-steroid 5-beta-reductase-like. Lineage: Eukaryota; Viridiplantae; Streptophyta; Magnoliopsida; Asterales; Asteraceae. The transcript has 2 exons. The record is from RefSeq and is a predicted model, not a curated record. Bases 125 to 1300 code for a protein of 391 amino acids.
GGAGGAGUUAAAAAGAAAAUGAAAGAGAGAGAGAAAUAAGCAUCUAAUCAUUUGCCAGCUCCUUGCUUUUAUCGAUUCAUCAACAUAUCCGCCGGAAUAUCCCUUAUCCACAUAAACUAACACCAUGAGUUGGUGGUGGGCCGGAGCUAUCGGAGCAGCCAAGAAAAAGCUAGAUGCUGACGUUGAUGACGCACCACCAAAAUACCAAAGCGUUGGUCUAGUAAUUGGUGUCACCGGAAUAGUCGGCAACAGCCUCGCCGAAAUCCUGCCACUCUCCGACACCCCCGGCGGUCCAUGGAAGGUUUACGGUGUCGCCCGCCGUCCCCGUCCACAAUGGAACGCCGACCACCCUGUCGAAUACAUCCAGUGUGACAUCUCAGAUCCAAACGAAACCAAAGCAAAACUUAGUAAUCUUGAUGACGUCACGCAUCUGUUCUACGUCACUUGGGCUAACAGAUCUACUGAAUCUGAAAACUGCGAAAUAAAUGGGGCAAUGUUUAAGAAUGUUGUUGAUGUAGUCAUUCCUAAUUGUCCUAAUUUACAACAUAUUUCGUUACAAACGGGCCGAAAACAUUACAUAGGUUCUUUUGAUUCUGGAUUCAAACAAGCCCAUGAUCCCCCUUAUCAUGAAGAUUUACCUAGGCUUAAUGAGCCUAACUUUUAUUAUACUUUAGAAGACAUUUUAUUUGAAUCUGUUAAACAAAAGGAAGGAUUAACUUGGUCUGUUCAUAGACCAGGAAUAAUCUUUGGUUUUUCGCCUUUUAGUAUGAUGAAUAUAAUUGGGGUUUUAUGUGUUUACGCGACUAUUUGUAAACACCAAGGGUUACCCUUUAAGUUUCCUGGAGCUAAAGAAGCUUGGGAUCGGUAUUCGGAUGCUUCUGAUGCUGAUUUAAUAGCUGAACAACAUAUUUGGGCCGCGGUCGAGCCUAAUGCCAAAAAUGAAGCGUUUAACACAAGUAAUGGUGACAUAUAUAAGUGGAAGCAUUUUUGGAAAGUGUUGGCUGACCAGUUUGAAGUCGAGAAUGGCGGGUUUGAUGAGAGUUUGGGGGGAAUGAGUCUGCAAGAGAUGAUGAAGGAUAAAGGGGGUGUUUGGGAUGAGAUUGUGAAAGAAAAGGGAUUGACGCCUACGAAAUUGGAAGACGUUGCGCCGUGGUGGUUUGUGGAUGCGGUUCUUAGUGUUGAGAAUAUGUUGGAUACCAUGAACAAGAGUAAAGAAUAUGGGUUCCUGGGGUUUAGGAAUUCUAAGUCUUCUUUGAUUUCAUGGAUUGAUAAGAUGAAAGGCUACAAGAUUGUUCCUUAAGAUUAUUGGCAAUAAUAUUUGUUCCUGGUUAAUGAUUUUAUGUUUGUUGUCCUCUCUUAAAAGAUGUUUACAGUUUCGAUGAUUUAUCAUGUCAUCUUGUAUGUUUUAGUAGAAUGAAUAAAAGUUGUUUGAUUUUUGCAUUUA